AUGUCAGUAGAUCAGACGAUAUCAGAACUUAGUGGAACAUUAGCACAACUGAGCAGUUUGGUAGAACAUAUAAAUGGACAAAUUAAUGGAAUCACAAGUAGGAUUAAUCUUACGCUGGACAACUUUGAUCAGGCAGUGGCAAACAUCGCGAAAGAUGCUGGUUCGGUAACUUAUCAAGUUGGAGACUCCGUUUCACAGGUACCAAGCUCAUGGGUGUUCUACAUGCUCUUCAUUACCCUGAUCAUUGUCUUCAUUCUCUUAUCAAUUGUUUUGAUAUUGAACCUGAUAACGAAAGUUCACGCGAUCGUGCGAAUCGUCAGUAACAAGGAUGGUGAGCAAACAGUCAACAUAUUCCACGUUAUCUUGACACCUUACUAA
Haemonchus placei is the source of this 378-nucleotide messenger RNA. Lineage: Eukaryota; Metazoa; Nematoda; Chromadorea; Rhabditida; Trichostrongylidae. The record is from the annotation of a GenBank genome assembly.